Messenger RNA from Oncorhynchus gorbuscha (pink salmon), 4819 nucleotides. Its product is annotated as E3 ubiquitin-protein ligase RNF166-like. Gene Ontology annotation, biological process: protein polyubiquitination; ubiquitin-dependent protein catabolic process. Lineage: Eukaryota; Metazoa; Chordata; Actinopteri; Salmoniformes; Salmonidae. The coding region runs from base 502 to 1188 and encodes 228 amino acids. Gene Ontology annotation, molecular function: ubiquitin protein ligase activity. The transcript is spliced from 6 exons. The record is from RefSeq and is a predicted model, not a curated record.
UUCUGGGACUGUAGUUUGAAGCAGCUGUAAACUGAAUUGGUGACAUCGCGAACGAGACUUCAAUGCCCAGAAACGUAAUCUUUUUGUUGUAGCUGUACGGCUUGUUCGUGAGAGUCGCACUGAACUUGCAGUUGUGCAAAUUCCCCGAUCUUUAAUAAUCUGGAUAUAUUUUGGUCAAUUGUAUGUAAAUCAAAAUGAUUUGAAGAUCGAAUAAUCUGCUCCGCGCCCGGGUCGGGUCCUCUCGACAACCAUCACUGUCUUGUAAUGUUUACUUCUUUCGUGCUUCGGCGUGUCCUCUCAAGCGCUUGUGUAGCGGACUGAUGUAGUGUCUGUUUGCUAAAUUAUUUGACACAAACAGUUCAUAGGUUGGGUAGCUUUAUUCAUACGCUUUAUUCACACGAAGAAAGUCCAUCGUGCACAAUUGAUGAAAAUACUCGAUGUGAAUACACCCAGGUAGUUGCAGCCAUAGUCGAGAACGAAGUGCGAGCAAGAUCCUCGUUCAUGAUGGCGAUGUUUCGCAGUUUUGUGUCCGCUACUCAUCAGCUGAGGCAGCAUCAACAAAACGGGGCAGCCGCGGCUGCCACUGGCGAGAGUCUCGAGAGCCAGUUCUCCUGCCCAAUUUGCCUGGAGGUGUAUCAUAAACCUGUCACCAUUGGAAGAUGUGCCCACACGUUCUGUGGGGAGUGUCUGCAGCCUUGUCUCCAGGUCACCUCUCCCCUCUGCCCUCUGUGCCGCAUGCCUUUUGACCCAAAGAAGGUGGACAAGUCCUCCAGUGUGGAGAAACAGCUGUCCAACUACAAGGCCCCCUGUCGGGGCUGCAGCAAGAAGGUCCAGGAACAGAUGGCCAACUGCCCAAAGUUUGUGCCUGUGGUCCCCACUUCACAGCCCAUUCCCAGCAAUGUUCCAAACCGCUCCACCUUUUCAUGCCCGUUCUGUGGAGCCCGUAAUCUGGAUCAACAGGAGCUGGUCAAACACUGUAUGGAGAACCACCGCAACGAUCCCAACAAAGUGGUGUGUCCUGUAUGUUCAGCCAUGCCCUGGGGGGACCCCAGCUACAAGAGCUCCAACUUCCUCCAGCACCUCCUUCACCGGCACAAGUUCUCCUACGACACGUUUGUGGACUACAGCAUUGACGAGGAGUCAUCACUGCAGGCAGCCAUGGCCCUGUCCUGUCAAAUCAAAUGUUAAAGUGAGUGACUGUCUGACUCUGUGUUUACAGGACUACAGUAUCGAUGAAGAGGCGGCACUACAGGCAGCCCUGGCUCUCUCCAUGGCAGAGAACUGAGAGUCCUCUGAGUCCCCCAUUCUGCUGUCUGGGGACUCACUUCCAUCCCGACACCCCACUAGCUCUCUUCCUUUCUCUGGAUCCACCCCAUAUCCAGCCCCCUCCACUGUCUCCUCACAGGGAACGUUUGGAAGGACCUGGCCCUGGCCAAGACUCCCACUCUGGGAGAGCUACAGAGAGAUUAUCUCCUAACCCUGUCCCUGAUUCUCUGCCUGGCCCUUCAUCCACUCUGCUCACCUGCUUAACUCGUCCCAUUACAUCAUACUCUCAGCCGGCAGCAGCCCCUUCACUUCCUGUAUACUUGGGAGGAGGGGAGCUUGGCCUCCCAAUAAAUGUUGCAAUUUAAAACCACUGCAAUGUAAACCAGUGAGUACAGCAUGGACAUUGUUGUUAUUCUGCAGUAAGUAUGAAGGUUCCCAAAAGUAAUGAUUUAAGGUAUUUUCUUUUACUCUUUGUUUUUCACUGUUCAAAUGAAACAUUUUCAAACUCCAGGAAAAUGCCAUCACUUGACACACGUUCUGGUAAAAGUACCACAGAUUAGUUCUGUUCAAGUUUGAUGGCAUUUUGAUUGAGGGACUACAGUUGAAUGGCUUGACCCCAUUCUCAGUGUGAUAAUCUUACCACUGGGUGACAGUCUAGACAUGACCAGUUGAACACAGAGAGUGAGGACAUUCUUACAUCUCCAUCACGACAACAACACACAACACACAUUUGCAACGCGAAUCAAAACAAACUCCCAAACUAUCCCCUUUUGUAUUCAGAGUUUGUGUGAAUACUUGCACUUGUCACAUUUUUCUACAUAAUUGAACUAUAGAUUGUUCUUAUUUCACAGUUGAGAAACAGAAUUGUAGUACUCCAUUCAUUAUUCACUCUGCUGAUAUUUUUAUGAAGCACCAGACAAGAUUAAAAAAAUAUAUUUUUGGAAAAUGUCCCAGUUUCAAAUGGUGUACUAACAAUAAGAAACAAGUUUAUUGGAGAUGUGUUCGUUGUUUUACCACCUUUUUCUAAGUACCCGUUGGUACUGUACUGCUGGCAUCAGUUGUUAGCAGGAGCUUAGAGCCCAUGUGUAAUACGCUCUCAAACACAAGAGGGCGCCCCAGUCUCAAAAUAGACCUGGCAAUAGUCAUUCAAAGCCAUGUUCUUAUAAGUCAGUGUUACUCCAAGUCAUCAUGUUUAUACCAUUCACAGUAUUGUGAAGAAUGCCUAUGUGUUGCCUAAAUAUAUGACCUGUUUGGUUUAGUGCCCACUAGGAGAAGUGCAAUAUUAUGACGUGAGUACUGUUGGAUAAGUCUAUCCUUGUGGUUGAGUUGGAUGCUGUCGCAUAAGAGUCCAGUUUUAUGUUAAUUAUUGUCUUGAACACCAAUGUUCCUAGGCCAUUUACCUUUCAGGAUCCGCACUGCUCCAAUCUCAGUGGGGUCUCCCCAAAACCCAUUGGUCAUCAGAGCUGUGAAAAUCUGUUUGUAACAGGCCUGGAAUGUGUACGGCAUAUUGAAUCAUUAUGUUCCAAUGGUUUGUUAGACGUCCACUUUCUGAUAGCGCAGUAAUUAUUCAAGUUGGAUUGAAACAGAACUGUUCAGAACAGCUGCAUAUUCAAUCUUAUGAGAUUAAUUUCUCUUAACGGCACUUUGCUUCAAAGGGAUACAAUUAUGAAAGUACGUUGCCCCGAAGUAAAUGUCCAAUUAUAAGCCAUGUUUGAGUAGUAGUGUACCCGUUGAGCUAGCAUUGAUCUAUGGAGGUUUAAGAGAAUGCUUAGGUUCACUCUGAUGAAGGAUGCAUUAUGGGAAACUGGUUUUAUUGUUCUUUAUAUAGCAAGCAAUGGAGGAAGAUAUUGUCAAAUCAAAUUGAUUUAUAUAGCCCUUCGUACAUCAGCUGAUAUCUCAAAGUGCUGUACAGAAACCCAGCCUAAAAGCCCAAACAACAGCAAGCAAUGCAGGUGUAGAAGCACGGUGGCUAGGAAAAACUCCCUAGAAAGGCCAAAACCUAGGAAGAAACCUAGAGAGGAACCAGGCUAUGUGGGGUAUUGUGUAUUGUGAUUAGUUGUUACUAGACUGACGAGUAGAAGUAUAACGGUCUGUCCAUUUGCGUUUUUCCUUGCUUCCGAGGGGAAUUGUACAUACGGUAGAGAAUGCAACAUUUAGAUUUAGGUCUAAUAUUUCACAAGUUAUAUCUUUUACCCAGAGCAAUGCAUUGAAAUAUUGCACUUUAAUUCUGAAAUAUAUUUUGAAGGGUAGGAAUUUUGUCAUUUUUUUUCUCUCUUUUACUUUAAUUCGUUCCAAUGUGUCCCAUUUCAUGGUGGAUGAUAAUGUAAGUUGUGGCUGUUUUUGUGUAAGAGCAGAGGGAAGGUUAAUAUGAUCUCAGUCAUAGCAUGUUGUUUUGGAGUACUGGGCUGGUAUAAAAUGUAUUUGUCUGUUGUGUCAUUUAAUAUUUUAUAGAUGGGUAUAGAUUGCAAAAUCAACUGAGAAAACCAUCCCAGAUGCACAAUAGUGUGGCAAAUCAAAAUGGACUCUCUGCUUCGUCGGAAGUGUUCCUGGAGAUAAUGCAUCCUUAUUUUAAAGACCAUCGACAUGUUAUAUUUUCGGUGUUUUAAAUGUAAUGUACUGGUUGGUGGCACAGUAUUGGCAGCUGUAGCCAUUGGAGAAAAACUGUCGUCACCAUGAGAAGUCCUGAGUUUCUUCUGGGGAACCAAGGAAUUGUCACGCAUCUUUAAUUUAAUCAUUUACUCUGCCUUUUUUACUACCUAAUAAUGAUGCUAUUUUAGAAAUGUAAGGUAAAAGGUAUUGUGUGUUUAGAUCAGCGUUCGCGAGCUGUAGCCUAAUGUAGAUUUUGUAUGGAGUAUACCUCAAAUGUAUACUUUUCACUCUUUGUGUACUGUUGCAUCCAUGCAGAAUGCCACUGUACUGUGCAUCAUCAUACCAAAUGUCCUGCUUGUGGUCAAAACCAGCCCAAUCUCUGUAAAAUAAACUCAAUGUUGCAGGUCACACACUGAUAGACCACCUGCAACAAAGACAUACACCAAAAACCCCAAAAACAGGACGUUGAAAAGGAAAGUAUUUGUAUGAACUUUGUUGGGUCAUUUUUCUCAAGAGGGCCUUACUGAGACUGUCUGUUCUAAACUUGGUAAGGCUGACAGGAAAUAGACUGCCAUAUAGACCCGUAUCACAGCAAUCAGAGAAGACAGAGCCUGUGUCUCUGACUGUGUGUCCCCCCCAGGACUUGGCUGCCCUGAGAGUGUAUGUAAUGUCACUCAGUAUAGACACAGGCUGAUGUUGUCCUCCCCAGGGGGGUCUGCGCUACAGUCACUUGAAGCAGGACGUUUCCUUCAGGGCCACUGUACCCUAGAGACCCAGCCUGGGGUUUUGGCCCUACUGUCAGGGCCUGUGUGUGUUAAAUGUGAUUUAUGCAUUCUUGAAAAAAAGUAAUAAUACCAGUAAUAACAAUGUGGAUAUUCAAGUUAUAACACUGUUUGAAGUUUAAUAAGAUAUUGUAUUUGUAGCAGAUUUUUCUUUCCCUCAAUAAAAACACUGACCCAUCCCA